Messenger RNA from Ruditapes philippinarum (Manila clam), 2903 nucleotides. RefSeq lists its product as uncharacterized. The coding region runs from base 87 to 668 and encodes 193 amino acids. Lineage: Eukaryota; Metazoa; Mollusca; Bivalvia; Venerida; Veneridae. The transcript is spliced from 5 exons. The record is from RefSeq and is a predicted model, not a curated record.
AUUUUGCAAAAUGUCAUACAAUCUAUUUCAGGACGACGGACUCGAAGAGUAAAACAAAAGGUGUGCUUUGUCUUGGAUUUGCUCAGAUGGGUAACAGAAAUGUUGCAGAAUACAGUGUUGUUCGUUUAAAUGCUCGAAACCCGAAUGAAAACACAUUGCUCAGUCCCCAGACACUUUCAAAAGAGGCGCUAACGUUCCCUACGCUCAAUGAAACCUGUGUUCUAAGUAGUGAUCAGCGGAAUAUAACAGCACUUAUCAGACAGACAGAACCAAGAUGCGUUUUUCCAGACGAAAUGAUUCGGUCAUGGAAUUUCACCUACAGAAGUGCAAAAUAUGUAGCCUUUGCUAAAAAGACAUUUACUAUAACUUUGAUGGACGGAAAUAAAACAAGAUUUGAUUGUAGCGUUAGAGACGGCGAUCUUUAUGUUUUCAGAGCCCCAGGAUUCAGAGAUCGUUCGUCUGAUGGCAUUGUGUGUUUUAAUAUAACAAAACUUGUCGAGGACCCACAUUACCAGUAUGAAAUGUCUAGAUUAAAUAGUGGGGAGGAGCCAACUGUUGGCGGUCACAUUGACGAGAUGGUAAAGUUAUUUCCGGCAGGUAAACCAAUCAGUUUACACGACCAUUGUGAUUGGAUAGACAGUCCAGCAAGACCACAAUACUUGUACUGAGAUAUACCAGAUAUUUCAGAGGUAUACCAGAUAUAUCAGAGGUAGACCAGAUAUAUGACAAAGUGGUAUACCAAAUAUAUCAUAAUAUAAGGGGUAAAUAGACUGGUAGUUUAAUUACUCUUGUGUGAAACAGACGAGUUGAGCUGCCUGCAAUAAAUCUAAGUUUGUACAGUGUGAUUAAUUAGGUAGAAACACUGCAUGUUUGUGCAUUCAGACUAUUACAAGGACAAAUAAAUUGUUGUAAUAUAUUUUGUUUAUAGAUAUUAUGUCACUGUUGAACUAUAUGUAUUGUUAAAUCGAUAUAUUAUGGUGUUAUCAUUGCUAGAUUGUUUAACUUUGUUCUUUUUAAUCAUGUUAGUUGUAUAUAAGUAAACUUAAUAACUGCAGAAAAAUUGAACAUUUAUUGAUUAUGUAUAUGUUAAUUUUUUGAUUUCUUGCAUCUUUUUAUUUCACGUUUAUUCAUGUUGGUAUGAUAUUUACUAUAUAUAUUUAACGUGACUAUUUCCCUAACUGAAGAUAUAGUUGUUUCAUUUUUAAUAGUUUAAUGUUGUUGUAAAGAAACAAGCCGUUAUAGAAAUAUUAAACAAGUACUACAGUUUACUUCAUUCAGGAUCUUACUUAUAUCUUUUUUUCUAAACAGAUAAAAGGUCUCUAUGGCCAAUAUUUAUUUACUAUAAUUGUUUAAUUAUGAAAAUGUGAGGCAUUAUAUUUUAGUGUGUAUUUUUCAUUUUGAUUGAAAGAAAACAAUCAUCAUGUUUUAUAAGCUAUUUUCACAACUUUAGUUGUUGAAACUAAACAAAUGUUUUCGGUGUGGUGAUUGCUUUAGUGGACACUAUCGUUUAAAAAUACAUUAUUUCACUUUGUUUCAAACAUUCGUAUUAUAAAUCAAUAUUCUUAUUAUUUGGCGAUAACUGGAAUAUGAAAUGUGUACAUCUUAUGUUUAAGAAAUAAUCUGUCAAUAUAUUAUGAUGUAAAUCACAUAAUAAAAUGAUUUGCAUUCAACUGGUAAGAUGAUGAAAUGAAUGUAAACGUAGAAUAUGUUAUCAAAGUCAAGUGCAAGCAAGUUUUUAACUGAAUUGUGUCUGUGAAUACAUUUCUAAUGGUUUAUCUUUUUUGUCGUAGUAAUUUAUUAUAUACAUGUAUGCAAAAGCCAUUUCUUAUCCAUUAACACCAUGCUAGAACUGGUUGUUUUAUAUGUUUAACUCAUUGAGAUAUUAUAUGAAGUUUCAUAUAUGUGUAUAUGGCGCAAUUAUCUUAAUAUUCUUCUGCAGUGUCAUCUAUAUGGAAAGUAAGCAUGAAGUAAGUUUAAAUAUUUUUAGGUUUGAAUUUGAUCAAUUAUGUUUCCAUUUAAACCAGUUUAUUACCAUUUAUUUUUCAAAAGUUGAUCUGAGAUUGAAUAUUACAAUUUAGCUAUAUUAGAAUUAAAAAACAAUACAUUUAAUUUCAUGUUCUAAGGCAAAACAAAACUGAUUCGUAUGUUUUCAUUUAUCAAGAAAUAAAAGCAGAAUAUAAUUUGCCUUAAGGUUUAUAGGAUUAUUGAUUACAGAUUUACUAUUGGUUUAAUAUUACUUUCUGUCAUACUUGAAGUAAUUUAAGAUCAAACAUACCUAGCUAGAUACGAUGACCUACCUACUAAGGCUACUUAGGCCAGUAUGAACAAAACAAUCGACAUUUGCUUUUAAUUUUCGUUGAAUAAUUUAGUAAUAAAUGACAAAAAAUUUGUUUGAAGACAUUAAAGAUAUAUCAAGUGAUCUAUAUUGUCUUCUUUAUGCAAAUGACAAUAUUAUAAAAGAAUACAUUAUGUUUUAAUUAUGUAUUAUUUAAUCUAUUGAUACCGUGCUUUACCUUUCUUGAACAUGAUAUUGAACAAUAAAAUUACUACAUAAAUGUUAUGCUUUUUUUUCUCUCAUAAAAUACACCGACAAAUCAUUUUAUAAAGUUAAUGAAAGUUUACAUUUUCGUAUUUAAAAAUAUGAUUCUUCUCAUUGAAAUGCGAUACGUGGUAUUAACCCUUUUGAAUUAGGACAUUCUCUCAUACUAACUAAUGUUAUGAUUAGCGUAUGCGCCUUCUACAUGGCGCAAAAAUAACGGUGUCGAUAUAAAUAUACACAAUAAAACAUACAACUAAAUCAUUCAGUAUCUAUUAAAAACUAGAAUAAAGUAAAAAUGGGCCAUUUAAGUUUGUAGACACAUUGAGAACACUUUAAAUAUACUACACAUUCAACCACUAUUAAA